Hydra vulgaris (swiftwater hydra) is the source of this 3980-nucleotide messenger RNA. The record is from RefSeq and is a predicted model, not a curated record. NCBI's taxonomy places the organism in Eukaryota, Metazoa, Cnidaria, Hydrozoa, Anthoathecata, Hydridae.
UACCUCAAGAAACGAAACACCACAGCAGAGUGCAGUUAAUACGCUACACUCUGUACAACCAACUCAACAAAUAUUUUCUACAUCUAAAGAACAACCAUCCUUUGCACAGCAACAUUCUUACUCAACUCGAAUACUAAAUUCUAAUUCAAAAUGGAUAGAAACAUAGAAAGUAAAACCUUUGAAAAUAUUUCUUUUUGUGCAUAUAACUGCCAAAGUUUUAAAUCGAACUCAAUUUAUAUUUCCGAACUGGUCAAAUCAUUUGAUAUUAUUUUUCUAUCGGAACAUUGGCUUUUGAAUAUUGAACUUUUUGUGCUAAAAAACAUAGCAUUGCCGACACAUAAAGUAUUUUUUCAUGCGGCAGAAAAAAAAGCAUUUGGAAGACCAUUUGGAGGAAACGCAUUCAUUAUUAAAAAAGAUGUUAUACUGUCUCCUCACAUAAUCUAUGAAGAUGACAAUAUUCUCGCUAUUAAAGGUAAAAAUAAGUGUCACAAUCUAGUCUUUAUUGGUAUUUAUCUCACAUCAUGUCGAAAUAACGAGGAAUCCUUUUCAAAGAACGAACAACAAUUAAACCUAAUCACUUCAAUUGUAAAAAACUACGAAGAUGUAAGUGAAUGUAUUAUUGCUGGAGAUUUUCAGUCUUAUCCCGAAACACUUUACGAUUCUGAGAUCCGUAAUAAUAAAAAACGCAAUAAAUUCUCUAAUCAUCUAACUAAUUUCAUUAAAUCAAAUAAGCUCUCAUUUAUCGAUAUAAUCAGUGGCGCUGGUCCAACAUACACCUAUCAGCAUAAAACUCUAUCUAACUCAUCGUAUAUCGAUCACAUCGCAGUUCUAAAAGAGUCAUCCUUAUUAUUUAUAAAUACAAGCGUUAUUCCUCCUUCUCCUUUUAAUUUUAGUGAUCACUUACCAAACGCUACAAAUAUCGUUGUCACACAUACUAAUCUAUCAACCGUAAUAAAUAGCAUAAUGCAUAAAUAUAAUUGUAUUCCAAAAUAUGCAUGGAAUAACGAAAAAUUCAUUAACAUAUAUAAUCAUAACCUCUCUGCAGCUUUCAACUACUACACCUUCAAUGAAGAAGAAAUUGAACAAGAAUUAAAACAAACAGGCGAAAAAAUCCAAAAUGCUGCUUUGUUAGCAGUUAAGCAGUGCUUUAAACAACAAAUCUGUAAGUAUUCCAAAUCAUGGUGGACAACGGACCUUAAAAAAUGCAAAGAAAAUCUUUCAUUUAACUAUAAACAAUGGCAAAAAUCUAAUUAUAAUAAAAACCAAGAAUGCAUUGAAUACAAAAGAUACAUCUUUUCACGCAAAAACUUCCGUAAAGCAGUUAAAGCAGCUCAUAACAAAAAGAUCCACGAAAAAACUAUAAAUAUUGAAAAUCUUCCAACCACUAAUCCUCAGAGGUUCUGGGAUAACAUCCGUAAAAUCAAAACUAAAGCAACAACUCGAUUAUUUACAAUUAACCAAUCGUAAAAUAUAAAAGAUAUCGUUCAAGAAUUUAGACAACAUUUUCAAACUCUUCUCAAUACGCCUCUUAUUUUAAAUAAUAACCAUAAUCCUUCUCAAAUUCCAUCUCUAAGUAAAGAGCCUAAAUCACUAAUCAUAACAUCAGCUGAUAUUAUAAAUUGCAUCUCAAAAUUAAAUAGUAAUAAGUCCCCAGAUAGCUAUGGGUUAAGUGCUGAACACCUUAAAAACUCUCAUAAUAAUAAUCUUCUUUUGUGGCUCGCUAAAUUUUAUAACAGUAUUCUAUCGAAUGGAAAAGUACCAAAUGAUCUAUCGACUUCAACAAUUAUUCCACUUGUUAAGUCAUAUAAAAAAUCUCUUAAUAAUCCAGAUAAUUAUCGAGGAAUUAGUAUUUUACCUAUCUUUACUAAACUUCUAGAAUAUCUAAUACUACAAAAAUGCCCUAGUAUAACAGAUAGCCAUUCCCAUCAAUUUGGUUUUAAAAAAAACAGUUCUACUCUCCACGCAGAAUUUUUACUGAGCGAAACUGUUAUGCACUAUAAAAACAAUAACACGCCUUUAUAUAUGUGCAGUUUAGAUGCUAAUAAAGCUUUUGACACUUGCAACUGGGAUUUGCUAUUUGAGAAGCUGUAUUUCCAAAAAAAACUUUCGUUGUCUGUAGUACACACAAUAUCAUCCCUUUAUCAUUCUGGUUCUGCAAACAUAUCCUAUCAAGGUGUUACCUCAAAUCAAUUCAGUCUAUCACAAGGGGUAUGACAAGGGUCUAUUCUAUUGCCACAUUUAUAUAACAUUUAUACUGAAAGCAUCCUAAAUGAAAUUGUCUCAGAAUGUAAAGUAGGAUCGACAAUAAAUGGAGUUUAUACUGGUGUAAUUGCAUACGCAGAUGAUGUAAUUUUGCUAAGCCCCACAAUCUCUGGUCUGCAGGAACUGAUUAACAGAUUUCAAACAUAUGGAGUAGCAAACUUUAUCAAGCUAAACACUGAGAAAACAGAAUUUCUGAUUUCUGGAAAAAGUUUUAUUCCUAACAACGUUGUUAAAGUUAAUGGUGUUUCUAAAUAUCUUCAAAAUAAAUUAAAACAUCUGGGUUUUCAAUAGGAUAACGAUACCAGCAAAAAUAAAAUUGCGACACUCCAAAAAAAAAAUUUAAAUGAGCGUAUAACUCAGUUUCAAUCAGUUGCAAAAGCUCUAAUCGACAGUGGGAUUCGUUACUGCCAGCCAUCAACAAUUGUUCAUCUGUACAAUACAUUAACAGUGCCGAAGCACUGUUAAUGUAUUGUACAGAUAUUAUUAUAAUGUAUUAUAUAUGGUCUUGAACUAUGUAAAUAUGAUACUAAUUUUCUCAGCAAACUAGGCGCUGUUGGAAGAGCAGUCUUAAAAUCAUUUUUCUGUAUUUCGAAGUACAGUAAAAAUUACCUUCAUUCUUUUUUUAAAAUAGAAGAUAUCUCAACUAUUCUCCUUAGGAACAAAGUUAAUCUUUUUAUCAGGCUGCUGAAAAAUCAAACUUGUUACUCACUUAAUCAAAUACAGGAAACACAGAAUAAAAAAUCCUUUACAAACGAAGUAAUUGAUGCAUGCAACACACUUAAUUUAAAUUUCAUACAGUGCAUGUUAAAUGGCAAAAAAAUUAAAUUGACGCAACCCAUCGUAGAGCUACAAACUAAUAUUAUGCUAAUAUUGAAAGAAACGUUCCAGUUUUGGAAUUUGAAAGAAAAGAGAGAGGCGUUUAAAAUCUUGAUGGAGGAGAAUGUUCCUAGAACUCUUUCCCAAUAAUAUGUGGAAAGCAAACCGGCUGUUUAUAAGCAUUUAUUGCUAACAACUACAAGAGCCGUGUUGUUUUAGCUGAUUUUUAAUUUAUUGUUUGACUAUUUAAAUAUUAUUUUACCUGUAAUUUACUACCGGGUGAUAAAGAGAAAAUAUAAUAAAUAUAUAUGUACAGCAAGAAGUGGAACUUGCAAUAUAAACGUACAGCAAGUAGUGGAACUUGCAAAAUAUAUGUACAGCUAAUUGUGGAACAUGCAACAUAAACGUACAGCGAGUAGUGGAACUUGCAAAACAUAGUGGGACUUGCAACAUAAAUGUUCAGAAUAUUGCAGCUAGUGAAACUUGCAAAAUUAAUGUGCAGCAAGUAGUGGAACUUGCAAUUUUUUUGAUAGACGGUUUUUGGCUAAGAUUCACGUCGUGUCUAUCGUUAACAAUGAUUAUUAUAUAGUUUCAUUACUGGAAACUUAUCUUAAUCAUUAACUAAAAGCCAAAACACAUAAUUGUUGUUUGGAAUUAUAUAUAAAUGUAUAAAAAUAUUUUUAGGUCGGAGGGGGGAUUUGACAUCUCCCUCUGCAAAUAUGAAGACUGAUGCAUCUUGUAAUACUACUACUGUAAUAUGGUCAGAGGGGGAGGGAUACGCCCUUUUCUUGUGUCUUUGUGUACACCACUACUUUUUGUUUUAAAAAUGUAAAAAAAUUAAUUCAUUUUAUAAACUUGAUCUAUUAGAUGUAUAUUUUGAAAUAAAGAUAAAAAUAAUUAUG